Molecule: messenger RNA, 2763 nt
Organism: Nerophis lumbriciformis (worm pipefish)
Lineage: Eukaryota; Metazoa; Chordata; Actinopteri; Syngnathiformes; Syngnathidae
Source: RefSeq, a predicted model, not a curated record
AUGAAGUUCGCUUAUAAGUUUUCAAAUCUGCUUGGAGCCGUCUAUCGUCAGGGGAAUCUAAGUUUCUCUAAGGAUGGCAACGCUGUAAUCAGUCCUGUUGGAAACAGAAUCACCAUUUUUGACCUAAAAAACAACACAUCAGAGACUUUACCUGUCUCUACUGAAAAGAACAUUACAAGCGUGGGGAUCUCGCCUAAUGGGAACUUGGCAAUCGUGGUGGAUGAAGAUGGUGCAGCAUUGCUGGUCAGUCUCAUCACGCGUGCCGUCCUUCAUCAUUUUCACUUCCACAAACCUGUCCAUAGCAUCCGCUUUUCACCUGAUGGCAGGAAGUUUGUUGUCACCAAGGAGAAUGUUGCAUUACUGUACCAUGCUCCUGGCAAGCAGAGAGAAUUUAAUGCUUUUGUGUUAGACAAAAGUUACUAUGGUCCUUAUGAUGAAACAACUUGUAUUGACUGGACUGACGACUCAAAGUGUUUUGUGGUGGGCAGCAAAGACAUGUCCACAUGGGUUUUUGGUGCUGAACGUUGGACAAAUCUCAUCUACUACUCACUGGGAGGACACAAGGAUGUUAUCGUUGGAUGUUUCUUUGAGAAAGACAGUCUGGAUCUUUACACAGUGAGCCAGGACGGGACUCUUUGUAUCUGGGAGAGUGACACUGAGCUGGACGCCCUCGUUUUGAAGAGUAAAGCUGGCAAACCCAAGGUUCCGAAACAGGGUGAAGAUGAGGAAGAUGAUGAAGAAGAGGAAGCGGAAGGGACUCAAGAGGGGCAGAUCAUCAGAGGGAAAGCUCAAAUGUCCAAAAAUGAGGAGAAAACUAAGAAUGUUCGAUACAAGCAGAUUAGCAAGCACUUCUUCAACAAGGAGCGUGACUUCAACAACCUGACGGCAGCAGCCUACCACAAAGCCACUCACAUCUUGGUCACAGGUUUCGCGUCUGGAAUCUUCCACCUGCAUGAACUGCCAGAGUUUAACCUCAUCCAUUCACUCAGUAUAUCGGACCAGAAAAUUGCUUCAGUGGCUCUAAACAGCUCCAGUGACUGGAUUGCCUUUGGCUGCUCAGGGAUGGGUCAGCUUCUGGUCUGGGAGUGGCAGAGUGAAUCAUACGUCUUCAAACAGCAGGGACAUUUCAACAACAUGGCGUCUCUGGCUUACUCGCCAGACGGGCAGUACAUCGCCACUGGAGGGGACGAUGGCAAAGUCAAAGUUUGGAACACCAACAGCUGCCUUUGCUUCGUCACCUUCACAGAACACACCAGCAGCAUCUCCAAUGUUGCUUUCACAUCCAGUGGCUUUGUUGUAGUGAGCGCCUCUCUGGACGGGACGGUUAGAGCGUUUGACCUGCACAGGUACCGAAACUUCCGCACGUUCACGUCGCCUCGGCCUGCACAGUUUUCUUCCCUUGCAGUCGAUGUCAGUGGGGAACUGGUGAGCGCAGGGGCUCAGGAUUCGUUUGAGAUCUUCCUGUGGUCAAUGCAGACUGGAAGACUGCUGGAGGUCUUAGGUGGUCACGAGGGACCCGUUAGUUGCUUGUGUUUCAGUCCAGUUCAGUCAAUUCUAGCCAGUUCCUCGUGGGAUCGGACCAUCCGAUUGUGGGACAUGAUGGACAGCUGGCAAGUGAAGGAGACACUUCACCUCACUGCUGAUGCUUUGUCGGUAGCUUACCGACCUGAUGGUCAAGAAUUGGCAGUGGCUACUCUAAAUGGCGAAAUAUCUUUCUGGAACCCCCACACCGCUGCCCAGGUCGGCUCAGUGGCAGGACGUCAUGACCUGGAGACGGGCCGCAAGGAGACUGAUAAAGUCACCGCUAAACAAAUGUCCAAGGCCAAGUGCUUCACAUCACUGUGUUACUCUGCUGACGGGGAGUCCAUUCUGACUGGUGGCCAGUCCAAGUUUGUCUGCAUCUACAACGUCAAGGAACAGAUGCUCCUAAAAAAGUUUGAGAUCUCAUGCAACUUGUCGUUUGACGCCAUGGAGGAGUUUCUGGAUAGGCGUAAGAUGACAGAGUUUGGGAGCCUUGCUCUGGUGGACGAGGGGGCUGGUGACAAAGAUGGAGUUAGCAUUAGUCUCCCAGGGGUGAGGAGGGGUGAUAUGAGUUCCCGACACUUUAAGCCAGAAAUUCGCGUCAGCUCGCUGCGGUUCUCUCCAACGGGGCGCAGCUGGGCAGCCACAACAACCGAGGGCCUGCUUAUCUACUCCCUUGACGGCUCUCUCGUUUUUGACCCCUAUGAUCUUGAUCUAGACGUAACACCAGUGAGCAUACGCACACAGCUGCGGCUUAAGGAGUGGGCAGCUGCCAUCAUUUUGGCAUUCCGUCUCAAUGAAAAAGCCCUCAAACAGGAGGUGCUGGAGGCAGUGCCGCAUGAGCAAAUCCAAGUUGUUUGUGGCACACUCCCUGACAUAUAUGUUGAGAAGUUGCUAGGCUUUAUAGCAGAAUGCUUGGAGAAGUCAGGUCACCUGCAGUUCUACAUGACAUGGGCUCAGAGCUUACUCAUGCUGCAUGGACAAAAACUGAAAAACAGGUCAGGAGCCAUUCUACCCACACUGCAAGCUUUGCAGAAAAGCAUCCAGAGACACUGGGACAACCUGUCUAAACUCUGCGACUUCAAUCUGUACAACAUUCGAUAUGCGGUGGCCUUGUCUAAGCAAAGGGGUAUGAAGAGGGCAGCACAUCAGGAGAACAGUGAGGAAGAGGAGGAUGAACAACUGUCUGAAGAGAUGAGCCAAGCCUCUUUAGAUGAUGAAGAGAUGUCUGUGAUUGUGUAG